AUGUCCGCACAGGACUUCGGUAUCGUUGCGAUUGUGUUGCCCAACCCACAAUAUGACCCCUCCAAUGGAGCCCGCAUUGUCAAUGAAUCUUUUGGUUUCGCACUGAGAGCAUCGGGGCUCAUUCGCACUCUGUCUCCCAGCAAUCCUCACCAUUACGAUGUCAUACAAGGCCUUGUAUAUUCUCCCGACCUUCCGGCCUCCAGUCCUUGUGACAACUCCACCAGAUCCCUGAUUCCGGCCAAUGUCACGACACGGGCUCAGAUACCCCCGGGCGAUUACCCAUUGAUUGCGUUGGCACCGUGGACGGAGCCAGAAUGCGUCUUUUCCUACCUCUCUGCCAUGCGGUCCGAUCAGGUCCGAGGAGCCAUAUUCUUUCAACCGGGCGAUUCAAAUACACAACCUCCUCCGGUCAGCGAUCGCUCCUGGAGUCUCCGUGACGGUGGACAAUGGAAAUCCGCCAACCAGUAUCCAGUAUAUGCCAUCCCUGGGAUGCUGGGAUCUUUCCUGCUAAACGAACUAGCACUAUACUCCGGGAACAUGUCAGAGGUACCAUUCGGCAGCGACCUGGUAGAGAUCUACAACCCUCACGAUACGGUCAGGCUAUACGCAAGAAUGGAUGUCAAUUCCAGCACCGGUAUACCUUCGCUAUGGGUAUUUUUGAUCAUCGUCCUGGCCAUCCUGCUGGCGGUGGUCUUGAUGACUUCCAUCGUCAUGCACAUGAUCCAACGAAGACAACGGCGCAUCCUCCAGCGGCGAGUGGCGAAUGGCGAGGUUGAUCUGGAAGCCCUGGGGAUCAAGAGGCUGCAAGUGCCACAAGAGCUACUAGACAACAUGCCAAAGUACACCUACCAUGCGAAGUCGGAGCCAAAUAGCAUCAACGGCGACGGGCCGAAUGAGGCUGUCGAGUCUGAAACGGUGGAUGCAGUCAAACCCGAGGUGGGAAAGUCGGUGCAUGCGGAUACGAAGGACAUUGAGAGUGCGAUCGCACCUGCAAUUGUGAUCCGGCCUGUGGCGUUUUCUCAGUCGACUUGUCCAAUUUGUCUUGACGACUUCAUCAGCGGAGAGACGGCUGUUCGUGAACUGCCCUGUAACCAUAUCUUCCAUCCCGAGUGCAUCGAUCCUUUUCUCCGCGACAACAGCUCACUAUGUCCACUGUGCAAGAAAUCAUCACUUCCACCCGGAUACUGUCCUGUUCAGGUCACCAACCUCAUGGUGAGGCGCGAAAGACUAAUGCGGAGGAUGCGGCAGCGAUCGAGGAGCGCCACAGAAGAGUCCUCACUGGGGACCCAUUCAAACCGACUUCCGGCACCGCUCCUUGCACUCACCGGCCGUUCGGUUCGGACCAUUUCCAUCCCCAUGGUGUCUCCUCAGAUUCCUAUGGACCAAGCGAGGAGUGCGACUGCACACAUGGAGAAUGGGCCUUUCUCUCGCAGGCGAAACACGAUAGACGAGGAGAUCCCUGCUGAGGUUCGAGCUCAGGGUGUGUCUGCGAGGAGAGCGUGGCUGCGUGAACGACUGGCGCGCAGAGAAGCUCGCAGUUAUGAACAGCGGGCUGAUGAAGGCCAGGCCGCCGAGGAGUCCCGACCUCUCUGGCGCCGGGUCGCGGGUCGUCUGUUCCCCAGUCUUUGA
This is a messenger RNA of Fonsecaea erecta, 1629 nucleotides long. RefSeq lists its product as hypothetical. NCBI's taxonomy places the organism in Eukaryota, Fungi, Ascomycota, Eurotiomycetes, Chaetothyriales, Herpotrichiellaceae. Gene Ontology annotation, molecular function: ubiquitin protein ligase activity. Bases 1 to 1629 code for a protein of 542 amino acids. The record is from RefSeq and is a predicted model, not a curated record. The transcript has 4 exons. Gene Ontology annotation, cellular component: cytoplasm. Gene Ontology annotation, biological process: ubiquitin-dependent protein catabolic process.